AUGUCCCUCGUCGCCGGCCCCGGACGCGGAGGAGCCAUCUCUGAACUGCCUUCCCAACUGCAACUCUACGCUCAGAAACACGUCGAUUACAUACAGUCUCUCGACACGCGGAAGCAUGAACUCGAGUACUGGCUCACCGAACACCUGCGUAUGAGCGGUAUAUACUGGGGCAUCACUCCACUCUACCUGCUCAGCCAACCAGAUGCCUUGCCCAGAUCCGGUUUGCUGGACUUCGUCUUCUCCUGUCUACACGAGAACGGCGGCUUUGGUGCUGCGCCCGGCCACGAUCCUCACAUGCUCUACACCGUCAGUGCUGUCCAAGUACUCGCCACCUUGGAUGCAUUUGCAGACCUAGAGCAAAAGAUACCUGGGGGCAAGCUUCGCAUAGGUCGCUUCAUCGCUAGUCUUCAGAAACCUGGUAACGGCACUUUCGCUGGUGACGAGUGGGGUGAGACCGACACUCGAUUCCUUUACGGUGCGUUCAAUGCCCUCUCCCUGCUCGGUCUGAUACAUCUGGUCGAUGUCGACAAGGCUAUAGAACACGUACAGUCUUGCGCAAACUUCGAUGGUGGCUAUGGAACGGGCCCAGGAGCAGAAUCACAUUCGGGUCAAGUCUUUACCUGCGUUGGGACUCUUGCCAUCGCGAACCGUCUGGAUCUUGUCGACAUAGAUAAGCUUGGCGGCUGGCUCAGCGAAAGACAGCUUCCCAAUGGCGGCCUCAACGGUAGACCAGAGAAGCUUGAAGAUGUGUGUUACAGCUGGUGGGUCGUGAGUAGUCUGGCAAUGAUCGACAGAAUCCACUGGAUCGAUCAGACCAAGCUAGCAGAGUUCAUUUUGAAAUGUCAGGACCCAAACAUGGGCGGCAUCUCAGACAGAGCGGGUGACAUGGUUGAUGUGUUUCACACACAUUUCGGUAUCGCUGGUCUCAGUCUGCUGCAAUACCCCGGACUGCAAAAGAUUGAUCCUAUCUACUGUAUGCCUAAAGACGUAACGGACCGAGUGCUCGGUCGGACAAGUAAGUAG
This is a messenger RNA of Aureobasidium namibiae CBS 147.97, 1023 nucleotides long. Its product is annotated as type-2 protein geranylgeranyltransferase subunit beta. Gene Ontology annotation, cellular component: Rab-protein geranylgeranyltransferase complex. NCBI's taxonomy places the organism in Eukaryota, Fungi, Ascomycota, Dothideomycetes, Dothideales, Saccotheciaceae. The transcript is spliced from 3 exons. Gene Ontology annotation, molecular function: Rab geranylgeranyltransferase activity. Gene Ontology annotation, biological process: protein geranylgeranylation. The record is from RefSeq and is a predicted model, not a curated record. The coding region runs from base 1 to 1023 and encodes 340 amino acids.